Helianthus annuus (common sunflower) is the source of this 1008-nucleotide messenger RNA. RefSeq lists its product as uncharacterized. Lineage: Eukaryota; Viridiplantae; Streptophyta; Magnoliopsida; Asterales; Asteraceae. The transcript is spliced from 2 exons. The record is from RefSeq and is a predicted model, not a curated record. The coding region runs from base 1 to 1008 and encodes 335 amino acids.
AUGAACAAAACAAUACGGAAGAGAGAGAAAGAGAGUGAUGUGGAUGUAACAUGGUCAGAACCCAGCACAUGGUCAGAAAGUUCUCAGUGGCAAAAGCUCCCAAAGGUUGGAUUUACUCAAGUAUCACAUGGUAUCACACUAGUCUCUUACGGCCACGAGUCUCUUACGGCUGACGGUCUCUUCCUAACCCAGUCGAAAUAUGCUCAUGACAUCCUUGCUCGUGCGGAUCUCCUUGAGUGCAAGCCCGUUCACACUCCUAUGGCAGCGCACGAGUCUCUUACGGCCAUUGGGGACAUGCAUUCGGAUCCAACUUUAUACCGUUCUUUGGUUGGGGCUCUCCAGUACCUCACAAUUACUCGCCCAGACAUAUCCUACGCUGUGAAUCAAGUCAGCCAGUUUCUACAGGCUCCCACCACCACUCACUUUCAGCUGGUCAAACGCAUCAUUCGCUAUGUCAAAGGCACGAUUGCAUUUGGGUUGUCUUUUAGCAAGCCUGCAAAAACUGCCAUACUUGGGUAUUCUGACGCUGAUUGGGCUCGUUGUAUUGACAUCGGACGCUCCACCUAUGGUUACUCAAUUUUCUUGGGUGGGAACCUCGUUUCAUGGAGUGCUAAGAAACAACCUACUGUUGCUCGCUCAAGUUGUGAAUCUGAAUACCGAGCUAUGGCUAACACUGCUGCUGAAAUUGUUUGGCUUACUCACCUUCUACGUGAGCUUCAUGCUCUUCCUCCUGAUCGUCCAACCUUACUGUGUGACAACAAAAGUGCUUUAUUCUUGACUCAGAAUCCUGUCUCUCACAAGCGUGCUAAACAUAUUGAUCUAGAUUAUCACUUUAUUCGAGAACUUGUCUCCUCUGGGAAGUUAUACACGUGCUUUGUUCUGACCAAGCUACAAGUUGCGGAUAUCUUCAUCAAAAGUCUUCCUCGAUCCCAUUUUGAAGUCUUUCGUGAUCGUCUUGGGAUCCGGCCGCCACCGUUCCGCUUGAAGGGGGAUGUUAGACAAAAAUAG